AUGGCGAAAGAAACCAAAGACCUGGAAGCCGCCAUCCAUGACCAAACAAAUCUGGUCCCGUUGAAGGAACGAUUGACGAUAUUUUUCACCCUCGCGUUCUGCAUGUUCCUAUGCUAUGUCGACCAGAAUGGAAUCACUGUGCUUUUGCCCAGUAUCGCGAGGGAUCUUAACGCUGCAGAUACUAUCGCCUGGGCUGGCACGUCGGCCCUGAUCGCCAAUACUGUAUUUCAGGUCCUCUAUGGUCGCCUAUCUGACCUCUUCGGUCGCAAAAAAAUCUUCGUUGGAUGUGUCAUAGUAUUGGCUGCUGCCGACUUGGUAUGUGGCCUCACGCCCAACGCAGACGUCCUAUAUGUGUUUCGCGGAAUAUCUGGUGUUGCCAACGGUGGCAUCGUCGCUCUGGUCAACAUGAUAAUGUCCGAUGUUGUGACUCUGCAACAAAGAGGCAAAUACCAAGGUCUCUUCUACCUCAACGCACCUUUGUGUUGUGUAGCUGCGUGCCUUGCUGCAUGGACCUUGCCACAGAGCAUGCCUAAAGUCAACUUCAGGGAAACCAUCGCCAAGAUUGACUGGAUUGGUCUGUUCUUCAGCACCGUUGCCAUUAUUCUUAUACUAAUCGCCAUAUCUGAUGGUGGCCACGGUACACCCUGGGAUUCGGCUGAAACCAUAUCAAUGCUGGUCAUUGGCGGAGUCUGUGCCAUAGCCUUCGUCAUUGUUGAGUGGAAGUUUGCAAAACUGCCAAUGAUGCCACUGGAGAUGUGGAAAAACAAGUCUGUCGCAUGCAUGCUGGUUCAGUCGUUCUUACUCGGCAUGAAUUACUACUCCCUGAUAUACUAUCUGCCGUUGUAUUACCAAAACGUUGGCGGAUACGAUGUCAUGCGAUCUGCGGUUCUCAUCCUCCCUCUGGUCUUUGUGCAAGCAACAUUCUCCGCACUGGGUGGACAGUAUAUGUCGUUCAUCGGCCACUACAUCGAGGUCAUAUUCGUGGGCUUCCUGGUCUGGACUCUUGGUUCAGGCUUGCUCGUCUCUCUCGAUGCCACUUCUCCCGUCGGCCAUAUUUGCGGCUUUAUUAUUAUGGUUGGCUUUGGCUGCGGCUGUACAUUCCAGACCACCAAUACCGCGAUGCAAGCACACUGCCCCAAAUCACAACGCGCAGUCGUCAUCUCAAACCGAAUGCUGUUGCGUCAACUUGGCGGUGCUGUCGGUCUUGCCAUUUGCUCGGCUAUCUCUGGCAACGUGCUUAAAUCAAGUCUGCCGCCCCAUCUUCAAUAUAUUGCUGACUCGACAUUUGCUGUGCCUCCGCUGAAUACCCUCAGCGCUGCCGAUCGAGCUAGCAUCAGCAAUGCGUAUGCGGAUGCCAGCCGAACCGUGUUCAUCUUCUGCGUAGCAGUCAUCGGCAUAGCGCUAUUACUAACCUUCUUGGUCACCGACAAGGGGCUCAAAAGAGAAGAAGACGUCGUCGAAGAAAAAGUGCGCGAGGCAGAAAUGGGACAUACAGAUGACGAUCUGGAGAAUGAGACCGACACCGAAAAGAAACCUAGUAUCACAAGACAAUUUAUUGCAUGGAGGGAUUCGUUGGUAAAGGACGAGAAGAAUGCUGGUGGCACCAAGAGUCCACCUGUGGAACUACAGACACAGGCUAGGGAAAGAACCACUGCAGCCACGAUGUCGAAAAGGACGUUAGAUUCCAAAUAG
This is a messenger RNA of Aureobasidium musti, 1692 nucleotides long. Lineage: Eukaryota; Fungi; Ascomycota; Dothideomycetes; Dothideales; Saccotheciaceae. The record is from the annotation of a GenBank genome assembly.